AUGAUACACGAGAACUCGGAUUCGACAUCUGUCGACCCUAAUCUGGCACCGUUCAUGGUCGCUGUAGCUAGCUUCGCAAACAUGUUCUGCAUUGGUACAAUCUAUGCUCUAAGCAUGCUCCAGGCACAGCUACCUCGUCUAUUUGGAAUAUCCGAUGCAUGGAGCUUUGCGCCAUUUGGUUUAGCAUCCCUAGGUAUUUCAAUGGGCGUUCUAACUAGCGCCUCGAUGAUCAUUCAAAACGGGCCUCAUGUCACAGUGGCCAGAGGGACGAUUCUCUGGGGAAUUGCAGUCAUCAGUGCCGGCCUCUCCCUCAAAAGCCUCAAAUUUGGACUCAUGCUUACAUGCUUUCUGUUUGGCGGACUGGGCAUUGGAUGGACAUACCUCGCUGUGGUCGCGUUGAUCGGCCAGGGGCUUCCGGGGCAUGUACUUGCUCGGAGUGCUAUUGGGCCUCUGGGGUUUUCAACUGCUGCAGCGGCGUGUUUUCUCUUAUCGUCUGUUUUCAGAGUGGAUGCGGUUGAUGCAGAGACCCUGGGUGGGAUGCUUGUGUUUCUGGGAGUGACGUUCGCUGCUGUUGGGGCAUCCACCCAGCUGUCAUUAUCUGAUUUCCAUAAGGAGUCAGAGGUCGGCUCCCCUUCGAAGACUUUAUCAAGAGAUUGCGGACCUUUCUUUUCGAUUCUGCUCUUCUUCAACGCCUUGCCUGGAAUGACGGUUUUCACUGGCCUGCUGCCCCUUGUCUUCCAUUAUGCAAACGGAACUGACUAUAAUACAAUGUGGAUCUUGUCAUAUUGCAUGAUCGCUCUCGCACUUGGGGGUGUUCUGGCACCCAGCAUCAAUGCAUACCUUGGGGCCAGACUGACAUUUGUCGGUAUUUUUUGCUUGCGGGGGAUGCUUCUUAUCUUACUUUCACAAUUUGAAGGUUCGUCGCAGGCAAUGUGUGCUAUGCUGGCAACCCUUUUCGCCCACGGUACCGGAUUUAGCAUUCUUCCAGUGUUGGUCAAGAGACAAACCACCAAUCGGGAGCGCUUCUAUCUCAAGUACAGUAGAGUGUUGGUUUCGUGGGGCAUGUCAGGAACUGUCGGCUGUAUAAUGAACUCGAUCAUGCUGUCUCCAGACAGUACGGUACCGACAGGAGCCCUCAUUGUUGGCUUGUUAACAUUAUCGUUCGGUACUAUUCUACACCUUGUGCCGGCCCUUGGAGGCGAAUUUCUUGUCUAA
Penicillium cataractarum is the source of this 1215-nucleotide messenger RNA. Its product is annotated as Major facilitator superfamily domain general substrate transporter. The record is from RefSeq and is a predicted model, not a curated record. The transcript has a single exon. NCBI's taxonomy places the organism in Eukaryota, Fungi, Ascomycota, Eurotiomycetes, Eurotiales, Aspergillaceae. The coding region runs from base 1 to 1215 and encodes 404 amino acids.